CUUGAACUGUACAAUGACAACUUAAAAGUCUCUAUUUGUACCACCCAGCCUAUUUCCGAAGAAUCAUUUGUAAUAUUCCAAUUGGAUGGUUCAUCAUGGCUGUGGUAAAGAUUGCUGUAUUAGACGACUAUCAAAAGUUGUCUGUACCCCUCUUCGAGAAGCUACAGACCUUUGGCUUUGAGGUGACGACAUUCACUGAUACACUUCUUCCGUACAACCACCCCGACACCCCGCAAGAUGUAAAAGACGCAUUGGUCAAGCGCCUCGAGCCUUUUGGAAUUAUUUCUUCUAUGAGAGAACGGACACCAUUCCCAGCUGAACUCGUUAACCGGCUUCCGAACCUCAAGUUACUCUUAACGACGGGGUCCCGCAACGCAUCCAUCAAUGUACACGCACUUUCUGCGCGCGGAAUCCCCGUGGCUGGCACUGUUCCAGAAAAGUGGAACCCCGAUAGUACCACUCAGCAUUGUGUUGCUCUGAUCCUUGCCCUUGCGAGAAACAUUCCGCAAGACGACGCAAUAAUGAAGGCCGGAGGCUGGCAGACGGCGUCAGCCACUAACCUGGCAGGGAAAGUAUUUGGUGUUGUUGGGCUGGGUAGGUUGGGGGUGUCCGUUUCGAGGAUCAUGCACAUAGCUUUCGGCAUGAAAGUCAUAGCUUGGAGCACGAAUUUAACCCAGGAGGCGGCCGAUGAGAAGGCCAAGGCUUCCGGCCUGCCGGUUGAGGACGCGAACGGAGAUAAAACUUUCAAGGUUGUCAGCCGGGACGAGUUGUUCAGUUCUGCAGAUGUGGUUAGCGUUCAGCUGGUACUAUCAGACCGAUCUAGGGGCUUGAUCACAGCGGAUGACUUAGGAAAAUUGAAGCGCUCGGCGCUGUUCAUAAAUACUGCGCGAGGACCGAUCGUGGUUGAGGAAGACCUGCUCGAAGUAGCUAAGAAGGGAUUGAUCCGCGGUGUAGGAUUGGAUGUGUACGAAAUCGAGCCGCUGCCCACGUCGAGUGAAUGGAGGAAGAUAAAAUGGGGAGAAGAGGGUAGAACUCGGGUAGUGUUGUCGCCACAUAUGGGCUAUGUCCAGGACGAUACAAUAAUCGACAUGUACAAGAAACAGGUCGAAAAUAUACUACGGUGGCACAAAGGCGAGGCGAUGACCAUCGUAUACAGUGAUAACGGGUACUGAACAUAGCAGGCCGGGACGAGUCAAGGAUUAAAGCAUAUUGAAAGGUAUAUGAUUUAGGUACCAGGACAGGUAGACCUAAGUCACUUCUUAAGCAUGCUAAGUUUCUAUAGCGACGAAAUAUAGUGAGGGUUGACUUGGCUAAAGCUUUUUGGUACUUAGCUAGGUACUGUAUCUACCUACAUGUAUGUACAUAAGUAGGCAGACAGACGAAUAUUCAACUUUCAUGAGUCA
Molecule: messenger RNA, 1403 nt
Organism: Annulohypoxylon maeteangense
Lineage: Eukaryota; Fungi; Ascomycota; Sordariomycetes; Xylariales; Hypoxylaceae
Product: D-isomer-specific 2-hydroxyacid dehydrogenase-like protein
Exons: 2
Coding region: 96-1172 (358 amino acids)
Molecular function (GO): NAD binding; oxidoreductase activity, acting on the CH-OH group of donors, NAD or NADP as acceptor
Source: RefSeq, a predicted model, not a curated record